GCCAUGCGUGCUUGCUUUGCUGUUUCCUACUUCCCAAGUCCAGCCCAUCAUCGCCGCUCCAGUAUUCCCGUGUAUCCCGUAUGUCCCGUAUAUCCUAGACACUUACACAGCGUCCAUCUUGGCGUGUCGCAUGUCCCUGUCUGGUUGGCCGCGGGGUCAUGUCAUGAAUUAUUCUUGCUUACGCCGGAGGAUUACUGUGCUGUCCGUAUUUAAAUACCUCUGGAUACGCGACUCCAGCCUCGCCUCCCCUCACCUCAGCUCAACCCCUCCACGUUUCUAUUGUCCCCAGCUUCAGGAAUGUCGUAAUUCUACCCACAUAUCUGCCGAGGCAUAGUCGACAAUCCUUCCUCUCCGUUCCUCCCUUCUUGCUUCAAGAUUCAAGAAAUAUCUAAAAAACCAUGGCCGAGCGAUCAACGAGCAGCUCUCCGUCGAUCAUCUCCUCCCCCUCGACCCCCGGGGUUGAGUCGUUUGACGAAAAUGAGAAGCUCACUGCGGCUGAGGGAGGGGUUGUGACCAAGAGCCCCGAAGAAUUCGAGCUCGACGACGAUGUGGAGAGGACGGGAAUGCUACCCCCGCCAGACUUCGAGAAGCCCCGGCCCGCUCCAAACAACGGUACGAGCACUGCGCUCAUCUGGAUGGCAGUCAACACAUUGGCAACUAUUGGCAUCGUCUUUACGAAUAAAGCAAUCUUCUCAGAUCCCUCGCUGAAACUCGCACAACUCACAUUCGCAGCCUUCCAUUUCUUCGUGACAUGGCUUACUUUGUACACACUCUCUCGACCUCGAUUUGCCAUGUUCACGCCCAGAAGGGUGGCAUUCAAGGACAUAUUUCCGUUGGCAAUUGCCAUGUCUCUGAACGUCAUCCUUCCCAAUCUCUCGCUCGCAUACUCGACCGUCACGUUUUACCAAGUCGCCAGGAUCCUACUCACCCCCACAGUUGCUCUUAUGAAUUAUGUGCUUUACAAAUCCACGCUCCCUAGAAAUGCCAUCAUUGCCUUGGUGCCAGCUUGUCUCGGGGUGGGAAUGGUCUCUUACUACGAUUCGCUCCCAUCUGCAGACGCAUCGAUCAAGACGACGAGCUCCCUGGGAGUCAUCUUUGCCUUCUCCGGCAUCUUCGCAAGCUCUUUGUACACGGUGUGGAUUUCCAGCUACCACAAGAAGCUGCAGAUGAACAGUAUGCAACUGCUUUUCAACCAGGCACCGCUCGCUGCAUUCAUGCUUCUAUAUGUCAUCCCUUUCGUUGACACCUUCCCUGUAUGGACGGAAGUUCCAGUCAGCAGAUGGGUUAUGAUAUUGAUGUCCGGUUUCUUCGCCUGCGUAAUCAACAUGUCCCAAUUCUUCAUCAUUGCACAAACGGGCCCCGUAUCCAGCACCGUCGUAGGCCAUGUAAAAACAUGCUCCAUCGUGGCUCUAGGAUGGAUCACCUCAGGGCGCGCCGUGAGAGAUAAAUCAGUCAUCGGUGUCUUUAUCGCUGUCGGUGGAAUAAUUGCCUACUCUCUAGUAAUGCUCAAACAUAGAAUCCAACAACAAAAAUCCUAACUCGCCACCAAAAAAAUAAAAAAUAAAAAUAAAAUCCCUUUUCACGACGACAGCUAGCUCUCACCUUGUAAUAAUAGCUCAUCAACUCACGAGCGAGCGAAAUCCUACUUACUUAAUCUUUGUUGUUUGUAAACUUUCUUAUUCUUGUAAGGGCAUGGGAAUGGAAUCGGCGUUCUGUGGUGUUGGGUGGUGGCUGUGUCUUUGUUUGAUAUUUAUCUUUUUGGCAAAGAGGAAUGGAAUGGAAUACAAGGCAGGAAAAAAGAGAAAGGCAGAGAGGGAAAGAAAGAAAGCACAGGACAGUACAGGACAG
Messenger RNA from Amorphotheca resinae ATCC 22711, 1848 nucleotides. RefSeq lists its product as hypothetical. Gene Ontology annotation, cellular component: Golgi apparatus. The transcript has 4 exons. Lineage: Eukaryota; Fungi; Ascomycota; Leotiomycetes; Helotiales; Amorphothecaceae. Gene Ontology annotation, molecular function: antiporter activity. The coding region runs from base 399 to 1538 and encodes 379 amino acids. The record is from RefSeq and is a predicted model, not a curated record.